This is a messenger RNA of Volvox carteri f. nagariensis, 879 nucleotides long. RefSeq names its product Kif4A type kinesin. The record is from RefSeq and is a predicted model, not a curated record. The transcript has 5 exons. The annotation marks the transcript as partial. Gene Ontology annotation, molecular function: microtubule motor activity; ATP binding; microtubule binding. NCBI's taxonomy places the organism in Eukaryota, Viridiplantae, Chlorophyta, Chlorophyceae, Chlamydomonadales, Volvocaceae. Gene Ontology annotation, biological process: mitotic spindle organization; microtubule-based movement.
CUCGUCCGCAACGUGUGCAACGGGGUCAAUUGUGCGGUCUUGGCAUACGGACAAACGUCGAGUGGCAAGACCUUCACCAUGGGCAUAGGGAAAGAACAGCUUCACGCGCUACGGCAGGGCGAUGAGCAGGCUGUCGAAGGCCUGGUCGUACCCUUCGCCCUGCGGGAGCUGCUAAGGAACGUGGAGGAAGCGCGGGGAAAGCGGACCUUCAAGUUGCUGGUAUCGUUUGUGGAGGUGUACAUGGAGAAAUUCUAUGACCUGCUCGACGGAAGAAAGGUUGUGUCAGCUAUGACCGGGUACGACAGGGAGGUCAUGCUAGUGGGAGCAAAGCUGCGCCCAGUGGAAAGGAUGGAAGAUGUCAUCCGCUUACUGCAGAUCGGCAGUGACACUCGGAUUACGAAGGGUACUGCUCAGAACGACCAGUCCAGUCGCAGCCACGCAGUACUCACAAUCCACGUGCAAAGCUCCGCUGCUGAGGAGCUCCACUCCUCCGCCGCCGCCAUGGCGGCACCCCCGCUGGCGGCGAAGCUUCACCUGGUGGAUCUGGCUGGGUCGGAGAGCGUGGGGAGAGCGGGUGCUGUUGGACUGACCGCAAGGGAGGGAAACAGCAUCAACAAGUCGCUUAUGACUCUGCGGGAAAUCAUCCAGCUGCAGCUGACUUCACCGCUGCAAUGCGAAUCACAGGCGUCCAAGGCCAAAACGUUGUACCGGAACUCUAAGCUGACCACACUUCUACGCGACGCACUGGGGGGCAAUAGCUCUACUUUUUUUGUGGCAUGCGUUAGCCCGGCCGAUGCCAACACAGUCACGACCGUGUCAACCCUCGAGUUUGCGACGACUGCGCGCAGAAUUCGCACAAAGCCUGCGGUCAACAUCGGG